Messenger RNA from Mizuhopecten yessoensis (Yesso scallop), 7906 nucleotides. RefSeq names its product cyclin-dependent kinase-like 4. The transcript is spliced from 14 exons. Lineage: Eukaryota; Metazoa; Mollusca; Bivalvia; Pectinida; Pectinidae. Gene Ontology annotation, cellular component: nucleus. The coding region runs from base 571 to 2631 and encodes 686 amino acids. The record is from RefSeq and is a predicted model, not a curated record. Gene Ontology annotation, biological process: protein phosphorylation. Gene Ontology annotation, molecular function: ATP binding; cyclin-dependent protein serine/threonine kinase activity.
AUGUAAGUACAAUCGAUGGAAUGCUAUUUGUUGUCAGUAGAUACAUGCGUUCUGGCAAGUCGGUCUGGGAUUAGCAUGAUCUCUGCUGUCUAUAAUCAUGUUUAGACGAGAUAUUGUUUGUGUGAAUGAAGAUGAGACAGCGACACGAAAGGCCUUGAUGUUUUAGACACAACCGAAAUCAAAUGUAAGAUAUGUUGUCGGAACGUUGUGUCGUGCUUUGAUUUAGGAGUUUUCAGUAUGAACAGUUCUGAGUGUUCGCACACGCUGUUUGAUUAACUCGAGAUAUGUUUGCAUUAGGGCGGAUUUACUGGGAUUCUAAAGAGAUUUGGUAGAUCCAAGUGUUCAUACACAAGUGACAGGUUGUUCUGUGUAUUAUUAGCCCCUAGUAAUGGUAAUGACAUGGUGUAACUGUUGACAUUACAAAGCGACCAUAUUUAGCAGACGACAGUUGUUAUUUCAGAAACAUUGGAGAUUUAAAAUGUAAACUUUCAACGGCUCUAAAAUCAAAGUGUUGGUUUUAACCUUUUAUCAGUGAGGACUCUCCCAUGGAUAGCAAAGUAUUGACAAACAAUGUCAGGACUUGCAGUAAAGGGAUCGACGGCACUGAGGACCAUGGAGAAGUAUGAAAACCUUGGUCUGGUUGGAGAGGGGAGUUAUGGUAUGGUACUCAAAUGUCGCCACAAGGAGACUGGUCAACUUGUUGCUAUCAAGAAGUUCCUGGAAAGUGAGGAUGAUAAAAUGGUCAAAAAGAUUGCUCUACGUGAAGUUAGGAUGCUUAAGCAACUACGGCAUGAUCAUCUAGUGAACCUUAUAGAAGUGUUCCGGAGAAAAAAGAGACUCUAUUUAGUGUUCGAAUUCGUGGACCAUACCGUUUUAGAUGAACUGGAAAAAUGUCCAAAUGGCCUGGACGAAAACACAGUGCGGAGAAUUCUCUGGCAAGUGCUGAAGGGAAUAGAAUUCUGUCAUGUACACAAUAUCAUUCAUAGAGACAUUAAACCAGAAAAUAUUUUAGUCAGUAAAUCUGGGAUUGUCAAAUUGUGUGAUUUCGGAUUUGCACGAACAUUAGCACAGCCUGGUGAGACAUACACAGACUAUGUGGCCACAAGAUGGUAUCGGGCCCCUGAACUCCUAGUAGGGGACACCAAAUACGGCAGAGCUGUGGAUGUGUGGGCGAUAGGGUGUCUGUUAGCUGAAAUGUUGACGGGAGAACCACUCUUUCCUGGCGAAUCCGAUAUAGACCAACUUUAUCACAUAGUCAAAUGUUUUGGAAAUUUAACUCAACGCCACAAAGAAGUGUUUCUAAAUAACCCUAUGUUUGUUGGGAUGCGGACGCCAGAAGUUCGAGAGGUUUCACCUCUAGAAAAGAAAUUUACGAGGAUAUCAUCAUUUUCACUAGAUGUAAUGAAGCAAUGUCUACGACUGGACCCAGAUGAUCGGCCGAGCUGUUCACAGUUGCUGAAGCACGAGUUCUUUAAUAAGGAUGGAUUUUGUGCUCGGUUUUCUCAGGACUUAAAACAGAGAGUACACCGUGAAAAUAACAACAAUCCACUAAUCAAAUCUCAGUCAAGUGAAAAAGAGGAUGACAACAAGGAUGAUUCUAAGACGUCAAAUUCCAAGAAAAAGAAAAAAUCUGACAAUAAAGAUUCAAAGGAUGGAAAGGGCUCAAAGCAAGAGAGUGAGGACAAACAAAAAAAGAAAGUGUCAGAUUCUGAGAAAAACAACAAAAAGUCUACUUCAAACUAUGUCAAUGGUACGGUGAACAAUGUGAGUCACUCCAAGUCAGGGGAGACAAGUGAGCAAACAGACUCAAAAGCAGACAGAAAGUCUGAUAAACGGACAGAAAAAGAAAAUGUGAAACAUGACAAAGAGUCAAAGUUGGACAAAUAUGAAAAAGACAAAAGUGAAAAGGAUAAGUAUGAAAAAGAUCGCCACGAUAAAGAGAGUAAACACGACAAAGAUAGACAUGAGAGUAAAGAUAAGCAUGAUAAGGAGAAACAGGACAAACACGAUCGACACGAGAAGGACAGAGAAAGGGACGGAGAUAAUGGUCAUCUGAAGGAGACGUCUGGAAUGAUUCCGCCCAUCAACAACACAGGUCAAACCAUCCAUCUGUCCACCCCACAGUCAAUGCCUUCUAUUGGAAGUCCAAAUAUGGCCAAUGUUUCAACAGUAAACAAUGUGCACAUAUCAAGUCCAUUGGGUAAUGCCCCCUACUCGGGGCCUGCUCCACUGAGAUCUCAAGACGUUUUCCGACACGGAGUAGCCCCCGUGCGACACGACAUUCCUAGGGUAAGUGACAAAGUGAUAAAGAAAACAUCGAGCAACUUCACAAAGAAGACGAUGCUGACUAAUCACCAUAGUAACACGAUCAGUCCUCAGCCACUCCAGUCAGAGAAGAGCUUCCUACACGACAAGUCCCUGACACGUGUUAAGGCUCACAGCCCAGACAAGAAGGAAAAGGAAAGUCUUAGUUUACCAGAACUGAAGGGUGCUGAAGCUCAUCCAACAAAGAUGAAGUUGAAACAGCGUUCGACAGUGGCCACAAUACCGCACAUCACAAACCUGGAUCCUUUUAAUGCUAACACAUCGGGUCAGAGCGAUGACAGAGAUGGAAACUUGCCAGCUGUAUGACAAUUAACCUUGUAUGGAAAUAUUUAAACAUGGACCUUAAACUGGGAUAGGUCAGAGGUGGACAUUGACUAUAGGAACCGUUACCAUAGCAACAGAAAGGUGUGACUGCUACUGAAGGAGUUAGUGGGAAAGAAACACUGCAAGCAAAUCAAUGUUUUACAGUCGCUUAGAAAUUCUUUGAAAGGACAUGAAGAGAGUGACUAUUUGUAAAAAAAGUGAUUUUGUUUACAUGGAAAUCAUUUCUUAUGAAAUGAUAAAGUGACAUUCCCAGAAAGUGAAACUGUAAUUACAAAGUAAAAGAAGAUGACCAUAAAUAUAAAAAAAACAGAUUUUCAGAUUAUCUUGAUGGUUUGUUUGCACUGGCUAUAUGUUGCUAAAUAUCGUUUCACAAGUGCAUCAAGUUGUAAAGAUUGUCCUGUGCGAUCUGUUUUAUGCAAUUGUUGUCAAAAGAAAUCUAAUAGAUUGUCUUUUUUGAAACAUGAUAUUAUUGUAAUUAAAAAAAAAAAUUCUAUUGAUUUUAUCUGGAUGAAAAAUUUCAAUUUUGCAGAAAUGAAAAAAAAUCAUUGCUUGUGUAUGGGUUUCAGUUCAGCCUCUGUUUUGUUUUAGUUUCGUGUUUAUAAAUUUCCAUACAUAUUUUGGCAGCAUGGUGCAGUGGUUAGUGCUCCAAAUGCCAUGUCAUAGGGCCAGAAGUUUGCCUGGCACUGCUUUAAUUGCUGUCCAUAAAAUAUUUUAAUACAGUAUUAUUUGGUCUAGUCUACCGAGCUGUAGAAAUUGAGAGUAACAUAUAUCUGUUCAUUUGUAAAAAAAAUGCUGAUUCUUGAAGACAAUAAAAUAGGCAAACUUGUUUUAACUGUGUCCCUUAAUCAGUAAGGGUAAUACAAGGAGCUUGGUCUAGUCUGCCAAAUUGUGAAUAUGGAAUGAAUUAACUCUUGACAUCCUGAAAUGUGAAGCUGCUUGAGGCCAAACUUCUCGUCAAGGGAGGUAACUAGGAAUUGUAUUAUUCAUGAGUGUAAGAAGGGAGAUAAAUCUAGCCUUUUAACAAAAAUUACAUCAUUUGUAGCUCACCUGAACAUUUGCCAUGGCACAGGGUCUGUCAACUCUCUGGCAUCAACUGUUUUAUUUAAAAAAAAUUCUCUGAAUAACAAAAAGCCCUGAGGUCAUAUAUGGCCAGUGUCAGUAAGCAUGCAGGGUUAAAGAUAUAUCAAGUUUGUUCAUAUGGAAGACCUUUCAAGGUCACAGGGAUCAAAUUGAUUAAAAUCUUUACAAAUUAUUCUGCGUAGCCAAAAGGGGUAGGGUCAUGCUGUUUGGCCAGUACCGUAGUAAUAUUCUACAAUGAAGGGCUACAGGAAACAAAUAAAUUAAAACUUUGGUCUAUUCUAAUAUAUUCAACCUUGACCUACACUGUUGUGUGAUGUAGUUUUCACGCAGCAUUAAAUAACAGGUGUGGAAUACAGGCCCAGUGGUCCUCUUGUUAAUCUUUUCCUCUAGGAAAGUCUGUAACACCUGAAAAAAUCACUCCAAGGCUGUCAGUUACAUGUUGGGGUGUUCUGUUAAAUUGUUGAUAUAGAGUAGAUAUUUUUAUUUUCCUAAUUUAUUUUGAGUUUCUGCGAACAAGUCUUUCAGUUUCUAAUAUGAUAAAUACUUAUGGUUGCUCACCAGUUUAGGUUUUGCACACAUUUUGUUUAUAUUUAUCAACAUUCCUAGUCCAAUUUAAAUCCGUUUAAAGUCGUAAUUAGUCAUGUAACUAUUAGUUUUAGGAAAUUAGAAAUUACCAUAGAAUGAUUACAUGAGUUUUUAUUUCCAACUGUUCUUUCACAGUAGUAUAAAUAUUCAUAGAAAAAAAUCUUUUUCAAAUUCUUGGUAGAGUCCUGAUUUUGUUUAAAAAGUUUGUCAUAUUUCUAUGUCCAGAUUUCUUUUUGAUAUUGCAUGUUUUUUCACUGUUUGAACUGAAGAAAACAAUAUAAAAGCAAAUACAUUUUUUUUGAAUGAAAUAAAACCCCGAACUAUUAAUAUCCCAACUCAAUAUUCAAGGAAAUUUAAAAGUGAUUCAAUGGUGUGAGAAAAAGUAAACACUUUUUCAUAAUUGCUUUACAGCACUUGUCAUAGCACAGGAUUAUGUGCUUUUUAAACCUUAUAAAAGAAGGUGUUUUUUUUUAGUUUUAUGCCAUAUUUAUGAUGUAUUGAAAUUCCUUUAAAAAAUGAAUAUAAUUUCAAUCUUUUUAGGUCAUUUCCAAAGCCAGUGAUACUAUGAUAUUUUUGUAUUAUAUUUGUACAUGAAAUUACAUUGUAUUGUGCAAUCUUAUUGCAUGACUCAUAUAAACCUCCUACAUCAAUGAAAUUCUAGGUACAUUAUACAUAAUAUUGGUUAUAAAUAUUGAAGUUUUAUUGCUUAUAAUUCACUCCUUUUCUUUCAAAUUUCAUAUGGUUUGCUCAAGUUUGAAAAUUCAUCUUCUUUUUAAUAAACUGCAUUAAACUUAAAAACUAUCUUUUUAGGACAGUCAUAACUACCCACAGUCACUUUCUCAUAGAGGGGAAAAAAGAAUCUGAGAAAGUCAGAGGGUUUUAUUUCAGUGUCAAUGAGAGAUGAGGUAGUAACGUUUACUUUCUUUCAUUUUGUGUGUGGAAAACUUGAUAUUAAUUCAAAGAUGUGUGAUGUCAUUCUCAAAUACCGUACAUGUAUUUCAUUAUUUGAGAGUUUUCAACAUACUCAUAAUUUGGUGAUUUUUUUGCCAAUAUUUUCUACAUAUCCUGCAAUAUGUUACAUUCAUUCAUAUUCAAAUGAUAUUUUUCAUGUUAAAUAUUUUUGUAGUCAUUUGUGUGAAAAAUAAAAUUUCAGUGUAAAAAAAAAAAAAUCAAUAGAAUCUGAGCAAUUAAUAGUUUGGACUCGAACCUAGUUAGCAAUCUUCUAGUCUGGUGUGAUAUGAUAAUUUCUGAAAUCUGAGAUGUACAUUUGGGUAUAAAAACAUUUUUGCUAAUGUUACUUAAAUUGUGAAAAUUAAGCUAUUGAAUUGACAGCGUAAAUUAUUCAUCAUCAUCUUUUCUUCAAAUAUUUGAUAUGUUUAACAGGAUGUGUGAUUGGUAUGUUCCUAUACUACCAUUAUGGUCCCUUCACUCACAUAUGACAGGAACAGAUGUGUGAUUGGUAUGUUCCUACACUACCAUUAUGGUCCCUUCACUCACAUGUGAUAGGAACAGAUGUGUGAUUGGUAUGUUCCUAUACUACUAUUAUGGUUCCUUCACUCACAUGUGACAGGAACAGAUGUGUGAUUGGUAUGUUCCUAUACUACCAUUAUGGUCCCUUCACUCACAUGUGACAGGAACAGAUGUGUGAUUGGUAUGUUCCUAUACUACCAUUAUGGUCCCUUCACUCACAUGUGACAGGAACAGAUGUGUGAUUGGUAUGUUCCUAUACUACCAUUAUGGUCCCUUCACUCACAUGUGACAGGAACAGAUGUGUGAUUGGUAUGUUCCUAUACUACCAUUAUGGUCCCUUCACUCACAUGUGACAGGAACAGAUGUGUGAUUGGUAUGUUCCUAUACUACCAUUAUGGUCCCUUCACUCACAUGUGACAGGAACAAAUGUGUGAUUGGUAUGUUCCUAUUCUACCAUUAUGGUCCCUUCACUCACAUGUUACAGGAACAGAUGUGUGAUUGGUAUGUUCCUAUACUACCAUUAUGGUCCCUUCACUCACAUGUGACAGGAACAGAUGUGUGAUUGGUAUGUUCCUAUACUACCAUUAUGGUCCCUUCACUCACAUGUGACAGGAACAGAUGUGUGAUUGGUAUGUUCCUAUACUACCAUUAUGGUCCCUUCACUCACAUGUGACAGGAACAGAUGUGUGAUUGGUAUGUUCCUAUACUACCAUUAUGGUCCCUUCACUCACAUGUGACAGGAACAGAUGUGUGAUUGGUAUGUUCCUAUACUACCAUUAUGGUCCCUUCACUCACAUGUGACAGGAACAGAUGUGUGAUUGGUAUGUUCCUAUACUACCAUUAUGGUCCCUUCACUCACAUGUGAUAGGAACAGAUGUGUGAUUGGUAUGUUCCUAUACUACCAUUAUGGUCCCUUCACUCACAUGUGAUAGGAAUUUCUGUCAUGGUACUUUGUAAGGAAUUGUAAUUUGUAAAAAUGUUUUUUUUUUUUUUUUUCUAUGAUAGAGAGUGAUAUGUUUUAGAGAUUUAAUUUUGAAAAUGAUUUGUUUUUAAAAGCCAAAAACAAUAUCAAACUAACUACAUUUUACAGAUUCAGGUAUUUCCAACAAUCAGUUAUAGACUUUCUUAUCAGUUACAAAGUGUUUGGCAAAACCCAUGUUCCCUUCAGCAUCUUACCUCAACAUUUAGGAACAUAUGCCCGCUGAUUCUGUCAGGUGAGGUAUGACAAAAACUUCAAAGACCUUCAUUAGCAUUUACACCUGAAAAUGUAACCAUAAAAAUGUAGACGAAUGGGUCAUUCCACAUAACUUAAAAGAUCUGUGACUUUUGGUUUCACAGGAUUUAUUCAGCUUCCAUGCUUCAAAAAACAACGAUUUGAUACAUAGAUCCAGGUUUACCUUACACCGAAUGUCACAGCUCUGGUCAGGUCAAUCAGUUGUCUGCAUCUAUCCUUGCAAAGUCAUUAGUCUUUGUAUUCCAUUAUAUAUUCACUUUCAAUAAAAGUCCUGUAAUAAUUUCUGCAAAUGAGUGUUAUGGGUAUGUUCUUUAUUUGAAUGAAUGGAAAGUAUUGAGUGUGACAGCCAUUGGUGAAAAAUAUGAAAACAAAAAGAAUUUGUGUGCAAUGUAGUGCAUGUAUAUAUUAAGUUACAUAUCUGUAAUCAAAUCGUUGUAAAAAGUGGAAUAUUAUUUGUUUUGCAAAAGGCCAAUAUUUUUUGUUUUUUUACAAAUUCAUAAAUGCUCCUUUUAAAAAAGUGCAUAAUCUUAUCAUAUCAUAAUACAUUUAUUUGUUUUCUUUUUCUUCACAAUAUCCUGGGACUUUGUUUUGACAUAUUAUUUGAAGUCCUGAAAUAUAUUUUGUGUGUAAAUCUGUGUUUUAUCAAUGUUGCUAUAGCUGUAAUAUAACAGUGCCAAUGUUUAUAUCAUAUCUUAAUAUAUUAAAAAAUGUCAAUAAAAGAAAUUCAAACAAACAUUAUCUGUUUGAAUCACAAUAUCUGUGCGAUACUGCGGUUGACACAGACUUGUUGGCAUUUCUUUGUUUCAUUGUUAUGUUAAAUUUUUGUCUUGGAACUGUAUUCACAGGUGGGUGCUUGUAAAACUCAAUAAACACAAUUUUCAGUAGAAA